CUUCCCACUCCAAUUUAUGAUUCCUGUCCCCCUGUUUGUUUCUCGAGAAAAUUUUUCUCCCAUUAUAGAAACCAGUUACGCCAUGCAGGGAACCAACUCUCUGGAUCUUCACCUCUGACCCUUCAAUUUCUCACAAGUCCCAAUUCAACGAUGCGUCAUAUGGAAAUUGCAUUAUAUGAGGGUGAAAAUUGAGGAACUCCCAGCUAUUUUGAGGAAAAGAAUGAAGAUUCGAUUCCAUGAGCUGAAUCUCCGAUCUCUGCGAAGCAGACUUCACGCCAGAUCUUCUGUAUGUUUGAGAAUUGAGUCCCACGUUUAAGCCCUAGCCUUGUCCAUUGCCACAAUGCAUGGCUACAACCGCUCCUACACUUCGCGUUCCAGUGGCUCGCAGUCGCCGCCCUCCUCGCCUCGGCACCGCCAACUAAGGAGUAGGAGUGGCGGUGGUGCCGGCGGUUUUAGUGUUCGCGACGUGAAGCAGAGCACCAUUAUGGAGAAAUUGGUUUACCUGAUUUUGUCGGCGGUGUUUAGAAGAAAAGGGCUACUUCUGUUCGCCCCUUUGUUGUACAUAUCGGGGAUGUUGUUGUAUAUGGGCUCGUUAAAUUUCGAUAUUUCCAGUCUGAAAAGCAGGGUAGUUUCAGUUAACAAACGCGCUCCGCCGGGUUCUGUGUAUAGGAGUCCUCAGGUUUUUGAGAAGCUCUGGCCUUACAUGAAAGCUGAGAGCCGAAACGGUACCACUCAUGCGUUGUCAACUGCAUGGACUUCGAGAGUGCACCAUGUUUGGAAGCCAUGUAUCAGUAGAAGCACUAUGGAAGAGUUGCCAAAGUCGAAUGGUUUUCUUAUCAUUGAAGCCAAUGGUGGGUUAAAUCAGCAAAGGUUGUCGAUAUGUGAUGCAGUUGCAGUGGCUGGACUUCUGAAUGCUUCCCUUGUCAUUCCAAUAUUUCAUUUGAAUAGUGUUUGGCGAGAUUCAAGCAAUUUUGGUGAUAUUUUCGAUGAAGAAUUUUUCAUACAAGCACUCAGCAAGCAUGUUAAUAUUGUGCGAGAGCUCCCAGCUGAUGUACUGCAGCAGUUUGAUAAUAAUAUAAGCAGUAUUGUGAACUUAAGAGUAAAAGCAUGGUCAAGCCCAAUGUACUAUUUGCAUAAAGUCCUUCCCAAGCUUUUGCAAUUGAGGGCUGUUAGGAUUGCCCCAUUCUCCAACCGGUUGGCUCAUGGAGUUCCUUCAGAUGUUCAAGCACUUAGAUGCUUAGCCAAUUUUGAAGCGUUGAGGUUCGCAGAAUCUAUAAGAACGCUGGCAGAUCUCAUGGUUGAUCGAAUGAUUAAAAAAAGCUCUCAGAGUGGAGGAAAAUAUGUUUCUGUGCAUCUUCGUUUUGAAGAGGAUAUGGUUGCAUUUUCGUGCUGUGAAUAUGAUGGUGGAGAAGAAGAGAAGAAUGAGAUGGACCUGGCUAGAGAAAGGAGCUGGAGAGGAAAAUUCAGAAGAAGGGGUAGAGUAAUAAGGCCUGGUGCUAAUAGAGUGGAUGGAAAAUGUCCUUUAACUCCACUUGAGGUCGGAAUGAUGCUUAGAGGAAUGGGUUUUGAUAACACAACUUCCAUAUAUGUUGCAGCAGGAAAAAUUUAUAAAGCUGAGAAGUAUAUGGCUCCACUUAGGCAGAUGUUUCCGGGUUUAGAAACGAAAGAUUCUAUAGCUACUAAGGAAGAACUUGCUCCAUUUAAGGGCCACUCUUCUAGAUUGGCUGCUCUUGAUUACACCGUAUGUCUUCGUAGUGAAGUAUUCGUCACAACUCAAGGUGGGAAUUUCCCCCACUUCUUGACGGGUCACAGACGCUAUAUUUACGAUGGGCACGCAAAGACAGUCAAACCUGAUAAGAGGAAACUAGCAUUAAUUUUUGAUGAUCCUAAUAUACGAUGGGAAGACUUCACACAACAAAUGCAAGAUAUGCUUCGCCACAACGAUCAAAAAGGAAUGGAAAUGAAGAAGUCCAGUGGAUCGUUGUACACAUUUCCCAUGCCGGAUUGCAUGUGCAAAGUACCAAACAUGAAGAACCUCGAUUGAUCUUUUGGACAUACAGAUUUUUUUGGGUCUCCAAAGGUACAAAUUUUUCUUUAUACCUAUAAUUUUUGCAUUGUAUUAUUGUGCAAUUGGAACACACAAAUAUUCUGAUGUAAGUUGAGAGGAUAGUUCUGUAGGCUGUGAUUGAGUGGGGUCAUUUUAGCAGCUGGAAUUGGUUCACUGAUACAGAAAAAAUUCAUUGUAUAUGCAAAAAACAAAUAACAUUCUGAUGUCAAAUGAUUUGAAGAUAUUAUUCUUUUUACUCAUCCAAAA
Molecule: messenger RNA, 2314 nt
Organism: Momordica charantia (bitter melon)
Lineage: Eukaryota; Viridiplantae; Streptophyta; Magnoliopsida; Cucurbitales; Cucurbitaceae
Product: O-fucosyltransferase family protein
Source: RefSeq, a predicted model, not a curated record